Xyrichtys novacula (pearly razorfish) is the source of this 6850-nucleotide messenger RNA. The record is from the annotation of a GenBank genome assembly. NCBI's taxonomy places the organism in Eukaryota, Metazoa, Chordata, Actinopteri, Labriformes, Labridae.
ACUAGACUCGCAGGUAACUGUCAAGUCAUUUGAAAACAAACUGUUAGAGUCGGCGGUUUUGUCCGUUUUAGUGUAAAGGACGUUUGUAGUAACAGUAUAUUAUGAAGAACCGAUAAGUGCGUGUGUUUGUAAAUCUAAAUCUUAUUUUCCUUCAGCGGAGAGUUACAGGAACAGCGAUGACGCCUCUUCUCUGAGCUGAAACGAAAGAGGAAGUGAAAGUUAAAGCAGUUUACACAGCAGAAGAAGCCAUAACAAGUCAAGAUUCAACCGAAACAAACGUUUCAAGUUUCUCUACAAGUAAAGGUAACUAUCUAACUCUGGCUAUGUCUCCAAUGAUCAAGAAAAGGCUGUAAUAUUGAAGACCAAAGCGGUUAUAUUGAAGUUUUUCUCUCUUUACUGUCUAACAGUUAGUUAGUUUGUUUGUAAAGUUCGCUCGUUAGUUUUGUUGCUGUCAUUUAAACUCUAAAUUAUCAUGUUAGUAACAUUAGUUUUUGCUCAUUUGAUGUCUCUUCGUGUUUAGUUUAUAGCUGACAAAAGUUGUGAAUGUUUAAUUAGUUUUCUUUUUUAUUUGUUUUAGUUUUGGUUUGAUAUUUAUUUGGAUCCCGGUUUGUACGGAGGCCUUGUGUGGACAUACUGAUUUCCUGAAGUCCGCUGAGGUAGUUAACGAUAAAACAAUGUCCAAGCAUAAAACAAUUUAAAACACAAUGUAAAGAAUAUGUUUUCACGGGAUACAGGGAUGUACUAUCAUAUUAACUGUUAUCAUUAUCAUCUUUUUUUGUGUUAUUUUCACUGUGGUGGUUAUUUUUAUUGCUAUUAUUAUGAUGAUUAAUAUUCUUAUAUAAUAUUAGGAUGUAUAUUUAAGCCAUUAGUGUUGGAGACAGUGUGGGACUAGAUAAGUCUCGACUUCUUGUCACUACCAUGACAACCUCGUUGUGUGCUGUAUUUGUGUGUUUCUCAGCAGGAUCCUGAUAUUCUUCAUCUACUGAGCAAGAUGUCAUCAUUACGAUACAAGUACUUCAUCUUACUGAGAAAACUUGAACACCCAAGCCACCUUAAUCCUGGAUCCAUAUGCUACAUGACUGCAUACAAACACAAAUCAACACUCGAAAGAUCACCUGCUGCUAAGUUUGCGGUCAGGUUUGUAGGCUCACUAGCAUCGUUAGAUUAUGAUAUAGAUGUGAAUAUGAUGGAGGAGCUGAGUGAGGAGGAAGCCAGGUUUCUGCUGGCUCUUCCUGAGGACCCAGAGAGGCUGAAUUGGUUCAAGAAGAGAAACGCUCUUCAGACAGCACUGACACUCACUGAGGGCACAGCGGUGAUUGUGGAUGAAGACGGAGAGCAGCUCAAAGGAAUCAUCCGCUACAUCGGUGAAAUUGCAUACACUUGCUCCUCUCCAAUCUCAGGAACUUUCUUUGGCAUUGAGCUGCAGGUGAGAGCCUUUUAAAGACUCAUUUUACCACACUGAAAACUGUCCACACAAAAAGAGUUUGGGGUUUUGAACUUUUGUCAUUUAAAGGAAUAUAAAUGUUGUUUUAUGAUUAGCGGGUAGCCUUUAUUCAAAGGUGCUGCUGUGCUUCUCGUCCUCACAGGGAGCAGACAGAGGAAAGGGGAAAACUGGUGGAACCUUCAGUUACAGAAAACUCUUCACCUGUCCAAAAGAUUGUGGUGUUUUUGCACCGUUCUCCAGAGUCAGGCCAGCCGAGCCCAGCUCACCAUCCAUCCUUCAGUCCUCCUCUCAUGCAGAAACAGAAGAGAAGCUCAACAUAGGGGACAGAGUCACUUACUUCGUCGAUGACAACAGCCACCACGGGAUGGUGGUGGACAUGAAGCAGCAUGGUGAAGAACUUGUUGUCAGGAUCUCCACGGUAAGUCAUAUUUCUGGUUCAGUUAAAAAUCAGCUAAACACAAGAGUUUCCAGUAGGAUGAAAUAUUCUUUGUAACUUCUGUUGUUGGGUCACUGUAGAAGUGACUUAUCCAUCAGGGAGUCCCAUCCUUCAGGACAGAGUUUUUCUUUUUUUCCUGUUUUCAGGAAACAGAUGAGAACGGGAAGCGAGGGGGUGAAAUCGAGGUUCCUAUGCAUUGUGUUGCAAAGGGGGAGGUGUCUGCAGGUUUGAGCGUUUCUUUAAAUAAUGAAGAGUGAAGCCCUAGAUCUGUAUUUCCUACAGAUCUGACCUACAGGUGUUUUCCUCUUGCAGUAGAGAGCAUGGAUGUCGACACACCUCCAGUGGAAGCACCCACUGAUGGGGAGGAUCUCUACUCGGAUCUGAGCCUCGACUCUCUGGUCGAGGUUUCUGUGACCACAGGGAAUUUAUAUGGGAUCAUCCGCUGGAUCGGCAACCUACCUGAACGACCUGAGACCAUGGCCGGACUAGAGCUGGUAAUGUUUGGGGGGGGGGGGGGGGGGGCAUGAGGAAAUCAGGACAUGAACAAUAUUAAGAACCAAUCAGCUGACUUUUUUGGGUCAGAUUACAUUUUGAAGUUGUUCCUUCAAUUUAUUAUUGAUCUUAAAAUUAAAAACUUGAUUCUUCUUCAUUUAUCCAUCUACAGGAGGAGGAAAAAGGAGUGAGUGACGGCACCUUCAAAAAUGAGCGUUUCUUUCGAUGCCCUCCCAAGAGAGCUCUGUUUGUGAAGUUCAGCUCCUGCCGCCCUGACUCACGGUUUCAGUGCCCAGCAGCCAAUCACAGCAAGAGGAGUUCAAAUAUGGGGAACACGGGUAGGGAUGAGAUUUAUCAACUCAUUUCGGUUUGCUCCCAAGUAACGCCUUAAUUUGUGCCGUUGUUUAGGGAAAAUCUACGUUGAGUUGGUAAAGAGACGGCAGCAGAGUGAACUGCCCCUCCACCCUCUCCCUGCACCUCCAUGUGAUCAUUAGACACGUCAUAGUUUCACUGAAGUCUGAGCUGACUGCAGAUCAGUGAAAACUAACCAUCUGAAAAAAACUUACAGACUGUUCCUUUAAACAGCUGUCUUUGCUGUACUGAACAAACAGGCCAAGCAUGACGAACAGUGUCAGACCAAUACAUGAUGUCGUGUUUUUGUGGAGGAGGCCUGUGUGAAUACAUGAAUAACUGUUCCUGUGUGUAGAGGCAGAGAUGGAGCGCGACACACAAAAGUCGGAGAUUCCUAUCCCUCCGAUCAGCACGGAGCAGGUGAACCAGAUUCUGAUUGGACGAAUGAAGGGGAUCCAAGGCCACUGCAACUCCUGCUACAUGGAUGCUGCCCUCUUCAGGUCGGGAUCAUGAACUGAAGUCUAGCCGCGUUAAUUCAGACAGAUUUUCAUAUUUCAUGCGUGUGGUAACGUCUGUUUGUGUUCUCAGCUUGUUUUCCUGCUCCUCUGUUCUGGACUCCAUGCUGUUCAAAUCUACAGAACCUCAGGACGCCCCGAUUCAGAAUACUCUGCUUUAUGAUAUCGUCAACCCCCUCCGCAGGUGUGUGCGUCUCUGUUUCAGGUUUGUGUGGUAGUUUCUAUAUUAUAUAACUCUCUGUAUUUUAUUUUGUGUAUGUUCUGGCAGGAGGGGCUUUGUGGAGGGGCGGCACGUCAUGAAGCUGAGGCAGCAGCUGCAGAAUCACGGCUACAGUCACUCCUUCACCACAGACGAGAAGGGUACGUUUAAAGGGCAGUUACAAUGUUUUUAAGGAUGUUGUUUUUUUAAUCUCCAGCAGCACUUUUGCCUAAAGGUCUUAAAUUAAAAAAGCUCAGAGUUUAAAAGAGAAACACUGGUGUCUAAAAUGACUGCUGCUGCCGCUGUUGUCCUGCAGAUCCAGAGGAGUUCCUCACCGUCAUCAUGCACCACAUUCUUGCUCUGGACCCUCUGCUCAAACUGUACGUUUACACCAUCACAGCGUAUAUAUACCUCUUUCCCAGAGCUUAGCAUAGACGUACAAUCACCUUUCAUACUUCUCUCCGUCUCUGUAGGAGCUCGGCUGGGAGCAAAGUGCAGGAUAGUUACUGCUAUCAGAUUUUCUUGGACCAGAACCACAGCCUGGUGCUGCCGACAGUCCAGCAGCUGCUGGAGCACUCGUUUCGCAGCGCAGGACUCAAGCUGGCAGAGGUAAGCCUGUGGUUUUUGUUCAUUUGCAGUCAUGAUGAUUCAACUUUUUUAAUGUCUUCCUGUUUGGUCAAACCCAAAAGUUGUUUUACAGACGUUUUUUGAAAUCAUAGAUCCUGGUUCUUACUGUUGAAAGUUCCUCAAAAGGUCCUGAACUGAACUCGGCUCUUCAAGUUCUUUGUAUUUCUUGUUGUGGGACUUAUAAAGGAGUAUCUUAUCUUCUCUUAAAUCACCAUGCAGUACUCUAAUAAUGUACUUUUUAAUGACUGUGUUAUUGUUGUGGUUAAAUCCUCAUAUGGACUCGCUCCUUCGCCUUUCUGCACACGUAUAAAGAGACCGCAGAGCCGCCAACACAGCCUCAAGUGACGACUGUAAAGUUUCAUUCCUCAAAACAUUCAGUCUUUUAUUGACGCAGAAGUCCUUUUAAGGAUUCACAUCCAUAAACACUUUGAGAUGCAUCAGAUGGACAGUCCCAGUUUAUCUUUAAAUAUCCGUCCUGAACAAAUAAACCGUAAACAGAUGAUGGCUUCGUCUGGAUGUUUUUAUGCUUUUGGUGCAGAGCAGAUUCUCCACGGGGACAAUAACAGUUUCAUUUCUUCUUGAUGCGAUCAUCAUUUAAAAGGAUAAACCUAAAGUGGAGAAAUUCAGACCUUUUAAAAGUUAUAAUAAUUACCCAAACCCCUCUAACGCCCUACCUUAAUUCAUUUGCAGGUUUUCUUUUUAGCACAUUAAGCUGAAAUCAUUUCAUCUUGAAUUUAUAAUUAUAAUGCAUUAUAACAUAUAAUUAAUAUGUUACUAUAAAAAAUCUUCUUAUAAUAUUUUAACAUUAGUCUGUAAUCCCAGAGAGCUCACUAAACAAGUCAGUCUUAGUUUUAAUUCUCAGAACUUUCAACAGCAUGUGCAGUUAUUCAGGGGAGUGAAGCUUUCUGUAAUCCUCCAGUAGAUGGCGCCAGAGCAGUGGAUUAAACCACUGUUCAUUGUUAAACCAUUGUUUAAUCCACUGCUCUGGAUGGCGCCAUCACUGAGUGUUUCAGCCUCUGGAUUAGAUUAUUUUUCUGACUCUUUCAUUUCAUCAUCUGAUGAUUCCAGGCUCCAUCCUGCCUCAUCCUCCAGAUGCCUCGCUUUGGGAAGAAAUUCAAAAUGUUCGACAAAAUCAUUCCCUCUCUGGAGCUGGACAUCACUGCCCUCCUCUCCGAAGGUAAUGCACACACACACACACGUAUAUAUGGAUAUAACACAGAGCAGCAUGAGUUAACACUGAGUGCAACAUGUGUUGUUUGUGUGUUUCAGGCCUUCAGACGUGCAUGCUGUGUGGAGGCCUGGCUCAGGAAGAGUGCAAAGACUGUUUUGAAGAUCCUGUUUUCAGCCAGACUGGAUUCAAAGUCUUCUGCAGGACCUGCUCCAGUCAGGUGCUGUUUGUUUCUCUACAUCUGAGUCAUUAUUAUGCAUGUAUUUUUUAGCAUGAGUCCGUUUAGUUAGACUCUAAAUAUAAAAAAACUUGGGAGAAACCACCAGAUAUCUAAGAACUUCAACCCAACUCUGCAGGUUCACUCUCAUCCUCAACGCCGGUCCCACAAACCAGUCGAUGUCGACAUCCCUAAGGGUUACCUGAGUCAGGGCACACCUCACACCCUGACCAGAGACAAACUGGAGCUGUUCGCCGUGCUCUGCAUCGAGACGAGCCACUACGUGUCCUUCAUCAAACACGGACCAAACAACCAGGACUGGAUCUUCUUUGACAGCAUGGCGGACAGAGAAGGUGAGCCGUCCUUCGUCGUCUCAGUCCACACUCCUCUUAUCUCAGACUACUUCAGCUCAUUUGUCGUUUUUUCUCCAGGCGAGAGAGACGGCUUCAACAUCCCAGAGGUCCAGGCCUGCCCUGAGGUCGGCAUGUACCUGGAAAUGUCCCCCUCUGAGCUGGCCAAUCAGGUGCCUCGAGACAUGAAGGGUGUGGCCAAACGCCUGUUCUGUGACGCCUACAUGUACCUGUAUCAGAACACCAGCAUGUACCUCUAUUGCUGAGGGAGCACUUUAUUAUCAUUUCUUUAAACUUUCUUGAUUUGCUGGUUCGUUAUAAAUGUGUGGACGAACACAUACGGACAUUUAAAACAUGUUCUAUUUCUUUGUUGAUUGUUUGUUCGCCCUGGUGCUGGGAAUUUAAUAAUUUAUAUCGACAAUAUUUCUGUGAUGUUACAGGAAGAAACAGCAAAAACUGACACUGUUUAAUGAAUGAAUUUGCACUAAAAAAAAAAAAAAAAUUGACAAUCACCAACAUAUUUUGGCAUUUUGCACUUUGAUAUAGUUAUUCUGCAGGUUCCUGUUGAUAAAAAAAUCUGUAAAAGCUUUAUUUACAUUUUUCAUAGUGAGAAAAAAAGACUUUAUUCAGGUUAAUAUAUCCCCAAAUUUCAUAUUUGCUUUUUUAUGAUAAUUGUAACAUCAGUAUUUUUGUAAAUAACUAUUUUCCAGUUCGCUCGUUAAUAGCACUGUUGUAUUAAACCGCUCUCUCACUAAUGAGACGGUUUUUGAAGGAUGGUGAAGGAAGUUUAAUUGUUUGUUUUUUUUGGCUGAGGGAAAUGUUGACUUUCUAAUAAACAACAUUUUAGUUUUUAGUUUCUAAGUGUUGCUGCCUCUCCUAAAUUCUAAAUGAAAAGACAAAAACAGAUUGCACUGUGCAGAAACUUCACUUAAAAAGAGUCCUGAUAGGAUUUGAUGUCUUUUUUAUUUUUACUGCUCGGUCAUUUCUACUGGUUUUGAUGUUUUGUAAAUCCCAACGGUGUAAUAAAAACAUAUCCUACAUUCUACAAACU